Lampris incognitus (smalleye Pacific opah) is the source of this 4627-nucleotide messenger RNA. It is a transcript of the gene jak3, whose product is annotated as Janus kinase 3 (a protein tyrosine kinase, leukocyte). The coding region runs from base 1 to 3432 and encodes 1143 amino acids. Gene Ontology annotation, molecular function: cytokine receptor binding; ATP binding; non-membrane spanning protein tyrosine kinase activity. The transcript is spliced from 22 exons. The record is from RefSeq and is a predicted model, not a curated record. Gene Ontology annotation, biological process: cytokine-mediated signaling pathway; cell differentiation; cell surface receptor signaling pathway via JAK-STAT. Lineage: Eukaryota; Metazoa; Chordata; Actinopteri; Lampriformes; Lampridae. Gene Ontology annotation, cellular component: cytosol; membrane.
AUGAAAGAGGACAAUCCUGAGCUCAUCUCUUACCAUUGCAUAAUUUAUCAAUCGGUCCUGUGCUCCACCCUGUCGGACGAGUAUGCCGAGCCUGAGGUGAUGAACACAAUGAUGAGAAUGAUCAACUUUCUCAGGGCAUCCUUUUCCUAUCAGCAUCGCGUGCUCAGGGAAUUCCUCAGAGAAGUUGAUGCAAAUGCUGAUGACCUUCUGCUGCACAAUGAUGUCAGAUGGCUCAGCAAAGGCAGGGUGUUGGAGCACUUUUGGUCCACCCGAACGGAAAUCGCAGCUUCCUUGGCACAGUUGAUUGUAAACUUCAGCAAACGUUUUGACAGCUUCAGCCUUGGACAGCAGCUCACCCUGUUCAUUCAGAAUCCAUUCCUCAUCACAGAUAUCAGUGUGUUCUCAAAGGAAGUCACACAGCACUUCAAAUGGGCAAAUGCUGGACCUUUCCAGAUGCAACUGGUCGAUCUCCAAGCAGUUGUGGCCCUGAAAGAGCAUUUUGGAGGAACUGACCCUGCUACUUUCUGUGGCAGGUCGCGCAAUGACUUUGUGGCCAGUGAGGCAGGGGUCUCACCACCACUGAGUGCUCAGGAGGAGUGUCUCGGCCUUGCAGUGCUGGACUUGUGGAGAAUGGCGAAAGAACACCACCAGAGUGUAAGAGAGCUCUGCAAGACUGUCAGCUACAAAUCAUGCCUUCCCAAGAUACAUCGUCAUGAUAUCCAAAAGCUCAGCCGCUUGGCACGCUACCGAAUCCGAAACACGCUUAAGUAUUUCUUGAAGAGGCUUGGCAGCUGCUCUGUGGACGAAGGCAGCCUUAAACUCAAAUACCUGAUAGAAUUGGCCAGUGUAGCACCAUCUCUGGGAAUCGAGACCUUCCAGGUAAAUCAUUCUUCCUUCCAAUCAACCACAGAGCCAACAUUAACUUUAAUCCGCGUCUCUGGAGAAGUAGGAAUUCAAACCAGUGGAAAUCCUCACCCUGAUAACGCCCUGGAGUGGCAGACCUUCUGUGAUUUCCAAGAAAUCGUUGACAUAAACAUAAAAAGGGCAUACCAUGACCAUGUGCUCCAAGACAGCAGAAUGGUUACCUUGACCUGCAAAGAUGACAGAUGUUUGGAAGCCAAGUUUCAGAGUCUUAAAGAAGCGCUGUCUUUUGUGUCACUUGUGGAUGGGUACUUCAGACUGACCACAGACUCCAGCCACUUCUUCUGUCAGGACAUUGCUCCACCGAGUCUUCUGGAAAGCAUAGAAAACCACUGCCAUGGCCCCAUCACGUCAGAGUUUGCCAUUCACAAAUUGAAAAAGUUGGGGCCAAAGGAUGGUGUGUUCCUGCUCCGACAAAGUCCUAAAGACUACAACAACUUCUUCCUCACCGUUUGUGUCCAGACCCCACUUGGAAUUGAUUAUAAAGACUGUCUCAUUAUUAAGAAUCAGCACUACAGUCUCCCUGGUGUCCCGAAAUCAUUUGUCAGCCUGAGAGAACUCACCACAUUCUAUCAACACAACAUGCUGCUUCUUGCUGAAGUUCCCGUCAAACUGGGAUGUUGCUGUCCCCCACGACCCAAAGAGCUCACAAACUUGAUUGUCAUAAGAAACAGCAGUUCAGUAGAAAGCCAUGGCUCCCCAACAACAGAAAGAAACAAAUUUAACCAUAUUCAGUUUCACAUGGUUAAAUAUGAGGAUCUUGAAUGGGAUGAAUGCCUUGGCCAGGGAUCCUUUACCAGGAUUUUCAAAGGCAGGAAGGUGGACGACCAUGAUGGCGAAAAGCACGUGACGGAGGUCUUACUGAAGGAACUUGAUGUCAAUCACAAGAACUACUGGGAGUCAUUUUUUGAAGCCGCCAGCUUGAUGAGCCAGAAUUCUUACAAGCAUCUCCUCCUGAUUUAUGGCGUGAGCAUUCACGGAGCAAAAAACAUCAUGGUGCAGGAGUUUGUUAAGUACGGGGCCCUCGACGUGUACUUGAAGAAAGAGAGAUCUGUGUCAGUGAGCUGGAAACUUGACGUAGCCAAACAACUGGCAUCUGCACUCAACUUCCUGGAGGAGAAGAAUAUCGUCCAUGGAAACAUCUGUGCCAAGAACCUGCUGUUGGCAAGAGAAGGUGACUCGUCUCAGGGAAGCUCCCCCUUCAUCAAGCUGAGCGAUCCAGGCAUCAACGUGGUUAUGCUGGGAAAAGAUGUGAUCCUGGACAGAAUUCCCUGGGUGGCCCCUGAGCUGCUGGAGGCCCCUGAGAACCUGACUCUGGAGUGUGAUAAGUGGAGCUUUGGCACCGCUGUGUGGGAGAUCUUCAACAGUGGAAAUACUCCGCUGCAGGGCUGGGACCUGGACAGGAAGCGCUGUUUUUAUGAGAGCUACCAGCAGCUGCCUCCCUCCCAGUGGACAGAGCUGGCUGAACUGAUCAGUCAGUGUAUGAGCUACCAGCCAGCUUUCCGACCCUCUGGCCGUAGCAUCAUCCGUCAGCUCAACAGUCUGAUCCUUUCAGACUAUGUCAUACUGCACGCCGCGGAGCCCCUCCAACAGAGAGAUGGAUUUUGGCGAGUUCUUGGCCCUGUCUGCCAGGACCAGACAGUCUAUGAAGAGAGAUACCUGCGCUACAUCUCCCAGCUGGGAAAGGGGAACUUUGGCAGUGUGGAGCUGUGUCGGUACGACCCGCUUGGGGACAAUACAGGUGAGCUGGUUGCUGUGAAGAAGCUGCAGCCUAACAAGCAGUCCACCCCAGAAGACUUCCAGAAAGAGAUCCAUACCCUCAGAGUCCUGCACUGUGACUACAUCGUCAAAUACAGGGGUGUCUGCUAUAGCACGGGCCGCCUCAAUGUGAGCUUGGUGAUGGAAUACCUUCCCCAUGGCAGCCUGAUCUCCUAUCUGGAAAAAAACCGGUAUAAAGUCAACACCAGACGCCUGCUGCUCUUUGCCUCUCAGAUCUGUAAGGGACUGGAGUACCUGCAAAGCAUGCGUUACGUGCACCGGGACCUUGCUGCCAGGAACAUCCUAGUGGCCAGUGACGUUCAGGUGAAAAUUGCUGAUUUCGGCCUGACCAAGAUCAUUCCUUUUGACAAGGAGUACUACCGAGUCACGCAGCCCGGGGAGAGCCCCAUCUUCUGGUAUGCUCCAGAGUCCAUCACUGCAUCGAAAUUCUCCCACAGUUCUGACGUCUGGAGUUUUGGAGUGGUUCUACAUGAGCUCUUUUCCUUCUGUGAGAUGAGGUGCAACCCUAAAAGAUUGUACCUGCAAGCCAUCGGAAAUGAAAUGCAGGGUCCAACCACCUCAAUGCAUCUUGUUAGUAUUCUAAAGGACAACUGGAGACUACCUGCCCCUCCAAACUGCCCCUCCAAGGUAUACAGUUUGAUGGAGCAAUGCUGGGCAUACAACUCUGAGGAACGGCCAUGUUUUUCCAGCCUGAGCGAUGAAAUUGAAAGCAUCACACCGGAGGAGAGGUAAAACCUGGAGGGCUAAGGCAGAGCAUCUUUGGGCCCUGGAGUUCGAGCUCGAGGAUGAGCACCACAAUACAAUACAAAAACCAUUUAUUGCCAAGGGGAGCAAUUCAGUUUUCUCUGCCAGCAACAGUGAGAGUGCUUUUUGCAACGCUGAACAACAUCCAACUUUAACACACAAACAGCAGGGACUGCAUUCCAGGCAGGCAGUGAGGUUACUCCUAAAGAUUUAGACUGCCUGAAUUUUAAUCUUGAUUUAUUUUAAAAUGUUUACCCCUUUUUUCUCCCCAAUUGCAUUUUGGCCAAUUACCCUGCUCUUCCGAGCUGUCCUGGUCGCUGCUCCACCCCCUCUGCCGAUCCAGGGAAGGCUGCAGACGACCACAUGCCUCCUCUGAUACAUGUGGAGUCGCCAGCCGCUUCUUUUCAUCUGACAGUGAGGAGUUUCAUCAGGGGGACGUAGCGUGUGGGAGGAUCACACUAUUUCCCCCAGUUCCCCCUAGUGCAGCGACCAGGACACAUACCCACAUCCAGCUUCCCACCCGCAGACAUGAUAAAUUGUGUCUGUAGGGACACCCGACCAAGCCACAGGCAACACGGGGAUUUGAACCGACGAUCCCCGUGUUGGUAGGCAACAGAAUAUACUGCUAAUCUAAUCGGACCCCCUAAUCUUGCUUUAUUUGAUCGAAAGUAAUUCACAUGGUUCUAUUUCAGAUGACAGAUAAUAAUCUACACAAAUGAGCACAAGUUAUAGUACAAGCUUGUCCAUAGAUAGUCAUGUCUGACAUCCAUGAACAGGACGGGAAGUUUCAGUGAAAGUUUAUGGCUGACUCACAUUUUCACACAGGUCAAUAACAAAUAAAUGAUUGCAUCCUGUGAGCGAAGUGUUUUAGGACUCAUUUAUAUAUGUCGUAGCAGGAUGGAUGACUGUAAAGGCUUGCUUUUAUAUCCACAACUGUCAGUGAAGUGUCCUUUGGAGCCACCACAGAGGACGAGCUGAACAGCAUAACAUAUUGGUGGCAGAUGUCAAUGAGAGCAACAUGAAAUGAAAUCAUUUUGAUAUUGUGAUUCCAAAGCUACUAUCUUUAUGAUGUUACAUUUUUUAUAUAAUUUUCUUUCACAAUCAAUAAAUCCACCUGAGUAGUAGUUAAUUAUUUUGAUAAUCUGCUUUUUUUUCAAGACUGAUUUUUGAAGAAAAAAAAUUC